Lemur catta (Ring-tailed lemur) is the source of this 1819-nucleotide messenger RNA. It is a transcript of the gene GCLM, whose product is annotated as glutamate-cysteine ligase modifier subunit. Gene Ontology annotation, cellular component: glutamate-cysteine ligase complex. Gene Ontology annotation, molecular function: enzyme regulator activity; glutamate-cysteine ligase catalytic subunit binding. Gene Ontology annotation, biological process: glutathione biosynthetic process. The transcript has 7 exons. NCBI's taxonomy places the organism in Eukaryota, Metazoa, Chordata, Mammalia, Primates, Lemuridae. The coding region runs from base 411 to 1235 and encodes 274 amino acids. The record is from RefSeq and is a predicted model, not a curated record.
CCACGCCCGCGACAGGCCGAGGGCCAGUCACCCGCGGGCCGGCAUCCCGCAGCCCCCUGGCGCCCCGCCCCUGCCCCGCCGCGGGACGAAUAACGGUUACGAAGCACUUUCUCGGCCGCGGAUUUCUGCUUAGUCAUUGUCUUCCAGGAAACAGCUCCCUCAGUGUGGAGUCAGCUCCCCCGCGGCGGCCGCAGGAGCCGAGCCGCAGCCAGCAGCGCCUCCCUCCCCGGCUGCCGCUCCGCGGCCGUCCGGCCUCUCUCGGGCCGAGCGCAGGCCGGGCUCCAGGCGCGAGGAGUCGGCGGCCUCGCUCUCGCCUCUCGGCCUCCCUCGGGCCUCGGCACCGAGUCCUGUGGGGCCGCCGCCUUCCCGCCCGCCCCGUAGCCGCUUGGCCCCCUCGGGCGGCCGCUGCCAUGGGCACCGACAGCCGCGCGGCCGGGGCGCUCCUGGCGCGGGCCAGCACCCUGCACCUGCAGACCGGGAACCUGCUGAACUGGGGCCGCCUGCGGAAGAAGUGCCCUUCCACGCACAGCGAGGAGCUUCGAGAUUGUAUCCAAAAGACCUUGAAUGAGUGGAGUUCCCAAAUUAGCCCGGAUUUGGUCAGGGAGUUUCCAGAUGUCUUGGAAUGCACUGUAUCUCAUGCAGUGGAAAAGAUAAAUCCUGAUGAAAGAGAAGAAAUGAAAGUUUCUGCAAAACUGUUCAUUGUAGGAUCAAACUCUUCAUCAUCAACUAGAAAUGCUGUUGACAUGGCCUGUUCAGUCCUUGGAGUAGCACAGCUAGAUUCUGUGAUCAUUGCUUCACCUCCUAUUGAAGAUGGAGUUAAUCUUUCCUUGGAGCAUUUACAGCCUUACUGGGAAGAAUUAGAAAACCUGGUUCAGAGCAAAAAGAUUGUUGCUAUAGGUACCUCCGAUCUGGACAAAACACAGUUGGAGCAGCUCUAUCAGUGGGCACAGGUAAAACCAAAUAGUAACCAAGUUAAUCUUGCCUCCUGCUGUGUGAUGCCACCUGAUUUGACUGCAUUUGCUAAACAGUUUGACAUACAGCUAUUGACUCAUAAUGAUCCAAAAGAACUGCUUUCUGAAGCAAGUUUCCAAGAAGCUCUUCAGGAAAGCAUCCCUGAUAUUCAAGCACACGAGUGGGUGCCACUGUGGCUACUGAGAUACUCAGUCAUCGUAAAAAGUAGAGGAAUUAUCAAAUCAAAAGGCUACAUUUUACAAGCUAAAAGAAGGGGUUCUUAACUAUGACUUAGGAUCAUAACCUGCUGACCUGUAUUUUCCUUGAAUAUAAGAUAGAAAUGAAAUGUGUAAAAAUCUAGUUACUGCCUGUAAAUGGUGUCAUUAAGGCAGAUGCAGAUAUUCCUUUUUUUUUUUCUUGAGGCAGAUAUUCUUUAGUUAUAUUUGACAGUAUGUUGCCUGUCGAGUUUUGAAUACUUCUUUUGCUUCCAUACCAGUCCACUCACAUGAACCACUAUAUUGUUUUCAUUAAACUAUUGUUUUCUAAUUGAAAUUGUCUAUAAAGAAAAUACUUGCAAUAUAUUUUCCUUUAUUUUUAUGACUAAUAGAAAUCAAGAAAUUUGUUGUUAGAUAUAUUUUGGCCUAGAUAUCAGGGUAAUGUAUAUACAUAUUUUUUAUUUCCCCCAAAAUUCAUUAAUUGCUUCUUACUCUACAGAAUAACUAAGCAAUUUAAUUACAAUUUGUUAAAACUGAAAUACAAUACUGGAAGAUAUUUUUCCUGUCAUCGAUAAAAUAAUUAUAUCUCAGAGUAACUGGAGUAGCUAGGAUUGACUCGUAGUGUAAAUAAAAUUCGUUCUUCAAUACAUGAA